Molecule: messenger RNA, 2470 nt
Organism: Striga asiatica
Lineage: Eukaryota; Viridiplantae; Streptophyta; Magnoliopsida; Lamiales; Orobanchaceae
Source: the annotation of a GenBank genome assembly
CACAAUCUCCCAAUUAGCGCGUGUAAUCGAUUGUCACAGUUACACAUCUAAAACCCCGUGAAACUAUUUCUCCUCUGAAACCCAACGUCCUCUGCCCAAUCUCACAAAAAAAUUCCGUUGAGUUGAAUCCUAUGGCCGACUCACCGGAGGUCGCAGUUGAUCGACCGCCACCUUCGCCGCCCUAUCGAACCGGAAAUUUCGAUCCAUGCCUCCACAACCCGCCUCUCGACGCCACUUUCUUCUCCGAGGACCUCUUGAUCGGCGAAGGUGGUCCGAAUGCCGACGACGAGAAAAACAGCAUCGGGGUCCUCGAGGGCCUCGAUUUCGAUUUCUCCUUCGACGACCUCUGCCUCCCCAUUUCCGACGACCUCGACCAACUCCUCGAACCCGCGCUAGCGCCGAUUUCCCAAUCUGGAUCAGACCCUAAUAUCCCCCAAUUGUCGCCGAAUUUCGACCAGUUUCAGUCAGUUUUUAAAUCUACAUCUGAGGAAUUGCGCCAUCUUCUAGGGGACAACGAAUUCCUGGGCGAUCAGAACUGGGAGGGUUCCGGCGUUCUGAGCUCCUCUUCCCCAGAGAUGGAAUCUCAGCAGAUUUCUGGCUAUCUGAACAUGCCGUCUCCGGAAUCGAACGGAUCGAAUCGCGACAGCACUGAGAAUUGCGGCAGCGACGCCGAUGAGAAGGUGCUGAAAUGCAAUUCGCUGGAAUCUGAGGGUUCCGGAAAUUGCGGCGGUGGUGCCGAUGAGAAGGUACUGGAAUGCAAUCCGCCAGAAUCUGAGGAUUCAGGGAAUUUCAUUUCAAAUGUAUCCGAAGAUACUUGCGCCACCAGAUCGGUAAGUUCUUCUCCCAAUUCGAGUAAUAGUUCAAUUGGGGUUGGAGUCGUUGAUCAGAAGAUUAAAUUAGAGGAGCCUGCUAACAAUAACGGUAGUACCUCGCUGAAAAGGAAAAACGAGGGCGAGGAUUUGGGGAAUGAUAGUAUCGAGUCAAGGACUAACAAGUAUAGGAAAUCAUCUAACUCUAGUUUAGAGAAUCACAAUACCAGUGGCAACAACAAUGGAGUUCCAAGUGAGGAGGAAGAGAAAAGGAAGGCUAGGCUGCUGAGAAAUCGAGAGAGUGCCCAAUUAUCGAGACAGAGGAAGAAACACUACGUGGAGGAGUUGGAGGACAAGGUGAAGACAAUGCACUCAACCAUUCAGGACCUGAAUGCUAAAAUCACCUUUUUCAUGGCUGAAAACGCAACUCUCCGCCAGCAAAUGGGCAGCCCGGCCACCGGAGCUCCGCCUCCUCCACCGAUGGCCCCACCGCCUCCCGGAAUGUACCCUCAUCCAGCCAUGAUGUAUCCAUGGAUGCCAUGCCCCCCACCUUACAUGGUGAAACCACAAGGUUCGCAAGUGCCUCUGGUGCCGAUCCCAAGGCUGAAAAAGAAGCAACCAGCUCCAACACCAAAGACGAGCAAUAAGGUGAACGGAAAGAAAAACGAGGCGCCAAAGACCAAGAGAGUUGCUAGUGUUAGUUUUCUUGGUCUGCUGUUUUUCAUAAUGUUGUUUGGAGGCCUGGUGCCGAUUUUCAACACGAGGUACGGAGGGGUUAGGGAGGCUUUUACAGGAGGAGAUGGUUAUAUCGGGAAUGGGCUUCGUGGGAGAGUGUUGAUGGUGAACGGGACUGAGUACGGUCAGCCGAGUGGAGGUGACCCUGGUGCCGGCGAAUUUGUCCGGUCGGGAAAUGGGAGUGAACCACUUGCGGCAUCAUUGUAUGUGCCUAGGAAUGAUAAGUUGGUUAAGAUAGAUGGAAAUCUGAUUAUCCACUCGGUUUUGGCAACCGAGAAAGCCAUGUCGUCUCACGGGAAGGGAAGCAGUGAGACGGGUCUGGUAGUUUCUAGAGAUUUACCUCAUGCAAGACCUGUUCCAGGUGUGGGGAUAAAUGGUGCUAGGCAUCCACAGUUGAGGGCUCUCGGUUCUGGUUCGGUCGACAAUGAUGGGAGCCUUCAGCAGUGGUUCCGUGAGGGCCUUGCAGGGCCAAUGUUAAGCUCCGGCUUGUGCACCGAAGUCUUCCAAUUUGACGUCUCGGCAGCCGGAGCCAUAAUCCCAGCUGGCCCUUCCACCACACGAAACGUGUCCAAAGUCCAGACUCAAAACUCGACAAACCCGACAAACAAGGCAAGAAACCGGAGGAUCCUCCAUCCGGUCCACCUCCCCGAACCCUCCCACCACAACAUAUCCACCGAGCAAUCACAUGCCGGUGAAAAUCAAAAUCCUAAGAAAGAAAACCUCAAAAACACAUCCUCGAUGGUGGUUUCGGUUCUGUUCGACCCUCGGGAGGCCGUGGAUGCUGACGUGGACGGCGUUAUGCGCACAAAGUCUCUCUCCCGGAUUUUCGUUGUCGUGCUCAUCGACAGCGUUAAGUACGUGACCUACUCGUGUAUGCUCCCGUUUGCGGGGUCCGGGCCCCACCUGGUGACUGCUUGAAAAGGUCG